AUGGUAGUAACUCACCUUGAAUCAUGCCAUAGGAUAAAAUCUGAUCUUUUUAAUACUUCAUUAUCAACUUAUCCUUCUGAUAAGCCAAAUAAAAUUGAUACUAAGAUUACAACAACAACAACAACAACAACAACAACAACAGCUAUACUUGAAAAGGAACCAAUUAUCAGUCAUAUUCAUAGUAAUGAUAGUAGCAAGGAUAAUUUGAAAAGUUAUAAUUCUUCGCUCUUACAAGACAAAAAAUGCACAAUGAAACAAGAUACACUGAUCCCUUCUCAACCGAUCAAUAUAAAAUUACAUGAAGAAUCAAAUGGAUGUAAAGUCAAACAGCCAUUAGAUCAUAUGUAUACAUCGACCGGUGAACAAAAUAGCAACAAAUCCAAUUUCGUAUCAAAUUCUCGACCACAUAUAUGUAUGUCACCAAGAUGUCCACCAGAUGGUGCAGCAAUUCAUGAAAUAUCUCCGCCGAGUCUUAGUAAAUCAAAAAAAUCUGUGAUUUAUGAAAAUUUAAUUGAUAGAUAUUUAUUAAUGGAAGAUGAGAAGCAUUUAAUGAAAGAAAUCUCUUCAAAAUCAUCAAUUACAACAAACAAUAUUAAAACUACUACUACUACUACUACUUCUACUACUACUACUACUACAAUAACAACAACAUCAACCAGUACAAAUAAUCGUUCAUCUGUUCUAAAUAAUCACAUCCACGAUAACAGUACUAAUAGUAAUAAUAAUACUAAUCCAAAAGAUUUAACAACACACAAUGUUUCAACACAAAGUACUCAAACAACUUUUGACAUGAUAGCGCUCACAUCGACUAAUCUUCCAAUACAGGAUUGUUUUCCGACUUGUGAUAGCAUUAAUAAAAAUUAUCUAACCUCCGAAUCGACUAUUUCAUAUACAUCCCCAUCCAACGAAACUGUAAAUACUCCUAUCGAACCUCAUUCAUCAACCAAUACAAAUACUUGGUUCCCACCGCCACCCCCACAAUUACUUCAAGAUUCAAUGGUUAAUUCUACAAAUUUCGUUGCACAACCACCACAUUAUCAUGAACACUGUCGUCCAGAUGAUGUUCAUCCAUUAGUUAUAAACAAAAUGCCUGAGAAAUCUUCAGAUAUCAUUAAUGAUUUGAACGUAUCUUCACCUGAUCAAAUCAACAGUUCAACAAAAACUUGUACAUCUAUUUCUCCAACAACAAAUUUAAAAUUAUCCACAUCUUCACCAACAUCACAUUUACCUCCAGUGUCUUCUUCAUCUCAUCCUCCAUCGGUUCCUCCACGACAUCCAGCUACUGCAUUGCAAUAUCAACCAGAAGUAGCUGAUUCAUUAAAAACAACACAUGAAAAAACGAAGAACAAUAUUGUUUCGGAAAAAUUGGAGGAUAAAUCUCAUCAGAAAUUUACCGAUACGUGUAACACAGUAUCAGUAUCAACACCUUUGAUAACAUCAUCAUCAUCAUCAUGUGAAAAUUCUGUUUCAGCUAACAUUCCACAAACACAUAAUUCAAUGAAUCAGUCAGAUAAACUAACAGAUUCCUCUGUGAUGCUAACAACCGAUAAAAUAAAAAUAUCAACAAAUAAUUCUUUAGAAUUAACUGAAUCAUCUAAGAUACAAACAGUUUCACCAGGUAUUUUAGAUGAAAGAAAUAAAAAUCCAACUAACUAUCCUCUCGAUGGAAGAUCUGUUGUUCCAUGGGAUUCAAAUUUACAAGAUAAUUUUUUACUUUCAGUUACUUCCUCAAUGAAAACACUUCAAACAAAUGAAACAGAAAUGAUUAAAUCAACAUGUACAGUAUCUUGUGAUUCAACAGUUACUUCGUCAACUUCAUUCUCUGAUAAAAGAAAUGUCAACUGGGCAUUUUCACAACAACAUGCUUCUUCUUAUCCUUCAGAAAAAUUAGUUACACCUUGUGUUGAUUCAAUAAAUCCUGUAUUAGUUAAAAAACAAUCCGUGAAAUUUCACGAUUCAAAUAGAUUACAAAAUGAUCAAAAGUCAACUGUCACUGUAACUAGACCAAAUUUUUUACCAGAUUUUGUAUUAAUAAAAUCUACACAGCCUGGUCAACCAUCGAUUAAACGUCUUAUUUCACCGGAUGAUUUGAAAAAUGAACGUAUUAUUGGAAAACAUUAUAAUGUUGCAAAUAAUUAUAAUCUAAAUCAAUCUAGUCUACUACAAAAUCAAGAACAAAAUGAAUUUGUACAAUUUGUUUAUCCAGUAAAAGAUUCCGCGCAUAUAAGUCAUCAUAAUCGAGAAUUAUUAAUUAAUAGUCAUCCAGAAAUACAAUCGAAUCAACCAAUUGAUGUAUAUUGGUUGAAAGCUCAACAAAGGGCUGAAUUGAUGAAUUCAAAUAAUGUAAGAAAUGGAAUUCAUCGUUCUUUUCGUGAUUUUCCUCAGCGCCAAAUCAGUGCAGAGCCUGCAUUCACAAACAUACAACCAAGUGUUAUGCAAUUAUCUCCAACUAGAACACAUAAAGAACAUUUCACUUCAAAGAUUGCAUCUGCCGAUAAUUCCAGUAAAAAUAGUAACAUACUCUUGAUGACACAAUCAAGUUUACCAGCUGGGUUUCCUGAGCAACAGUCAGAAUUUUUUCCUCAUUACAGACAUAAAUCUGAUAAUCUUGUCCAUACUAAUCCUAAUUUUAUCACAGAAAUCAAAUCAAAUCGUAUGUCCAGCGAUUCUAUACAUGAACAACGUUACUCUCACAGAAAUCGUUCAUAUAAUGCUGAAGAUUCCUAUAUGAGAGAGUUAAUUGCACCAAAUUAUAAUAAUAGUAUGACACAAUCUGUAUUCUUUCCUCUAGAUUCAGGAUGGGCUCCACCAGAUGUUAAAUCAAAUGAUUCAACGAGCGGUAAACACAAAAAACAUAAUUCAAAUAUGAUUCGUUCACACAGUCAACGUACUAACGAUUCACAAGCUAAUUUUGAAAGUAAUCAAUUAGGGGCAUCCUCAGAUCAUACAAGAUGUUUAAUACCAUCAAAGCAUUAUCAUCGUAAUUUAAGUCAAACAGUACCAGCCAAUCCAGAUAGUAAUUCCAAUUGGCCUCCAGUUCUUGUUCAGUGGCAUAGAAGACGACCGAAUGUUGCUGCUAGUACAGAAAAUUUCCCUGAUCUAGUCGAUUACCAGAGAAAUAAAAGAUACAAUGAAAAUAUGCACAUUCCAGCUGAAUAUUAUAUACAUCAUAAAUCAGAUUUUUCACGUCAUCAUAAUAGCACAUCGGCGAUAUCUGAACAACUUGAAAAUCAACCAUGGUUUCAUCAUGAUCUUUCACGUUCACAUGCAGAGAAAUUAUUGAAAUCUACACCAACAGGUAGUUUUCUUGUACGAAGAAGUGAGACAAGUAAAACAGAAUUAUCACUCUCGAUAAAACGAGAAAGUGAUGUACUUCAUAUGAAAAUUUCACAAGAUCCUGAAACUAGAGGUUAUGUUCUAGGCGAAUAUAGUCAACCUUAUCCAAGUGUUUCAGCUAUGAUUUAUCGUUAUUCACGAACUUUACUUCCAGUCCGUGGUACAACUCCGGUGUUGUUGCGCUUCCCAAUCAGUCGUGUUGCAUUUUCACAUUAAAUUAAAUAAAUUCUCAUACAAUACAUCAAUGCGUUGUCAAUUAUUAUUAUACAUUCUUCUGUUUAUUCAAGUUGAUUUAUUUAUUGAUAACAU
Molecule: messenger RNA, 3645 nt
Organism: Schistosoma turkestanicum
Lineage: Eukaryota; Metazoa; Platyhelminthes; Trematoda; Strigeidida; Schistosomatidae
Source: the annotation of a GenBank genome assembly